Molecule: messenger RNA, 2974 nt
Organism: Nycticebus coucang (slow loris)
Lineage: Eukaryota; Metazoa; Chordata; Mammalia; Primates; Lorisidae
Product: translation initiation factor IF-2-like
Exons: 2
Coding region: 694-2301 (535 amino acids)
Source: RefSeq, a predicted model, not a curated record
UCACACCUGUAGAGCAAUUAAAAAGUAGGCUUAAUCCCCUGCAGCUCCGGUUUCAUUUUUACCCAGGAUAAAUACACGUAUGUACGGCAUGCAUUUUCCUAAAAUCCCAAACAACUAAAAUAAAAUGAAGCUAUUGCUAAACUGCCUUGACUUCUGAAACCCAACUUUGAAGAAACUGAUUUCAGUGUUACAUUAAAAGCUUCUAAUUAUGGCCAAUAAGCAUUCCUUCAGCCCUUUCUCACUCCCCACAAACUCCCCAGGGCCACUGGCCGAGCCUGUGUGUGAGCCACCUAUAAAGGGGCAUUUAUUAUGAAAAGUUAUGAGUUGUUUUUCAUUUUAUGCCACUAUAAACAGCUUCCACACAGGCCCUUUCACUAACCAAAUGCCACCAACGCCAGACCAAGGGUCCCCCCCCUCACAAAAUCAAAUCUCCCCAAGUGUCCGGCCAGCAGAAAAAAAAGUAGUAGCGUGUUUUUAGGAAGUAAAAAAAAAAAUUUUUCAAUUUUCCAAGAAACAGUUGUAGGUUCUUCCCAAGCAGAUCUAACCAAAAAACAGAUGUUUUCUCUUUUCUUUUCAUUGUGUUUAAGAUGCCUGCUAACGCUUAUUAUAUGUGUUCAACAAAAUUCUCUCUGGCAAAUAAACUGCACACCUGAGAGUGGAAGCCGUAUUUCACAGAUCCCAAGAUCCAGGUAAAUGAAGACCGUGGAGUUCUUGCAAGCUGGUUCUGCUUUAAGUUCAAAACCAACGUGUGUUCCCUCGUCCACGGAAGAAGGCCUGCCCUACAGCGGAGCCCCUCUUAGAAGUCCCUUCAUUGAUACUGAAGCACAAAGUAGUGAAAGUGAGAAAUGCACUUACCAGGAGUCUCCUUCUGACCCGGGACAUACAGAACGACAGCCCAGCCCUCCUGGAGGACCGCGCCUGACGGCAGCCAGCGCUGUGCUAACAGUGGCCACCGCUGCACAGGCCUGCGGCCAUGGGUCUGAGUCCUGGGUUCCAAACACUUCUCUCCUUCCUGCGUCGCAGCGGAGGAAAGCAGAGUGGUGCCAGCUCCCGCAACUCUCGGUAAGGUGGGAUGGCUCUGGCGGACGCCGGCGAAGCGCACGGACCAGGCCCCACUUCCUCGGUCCCGCGGCGCGCCGCGAACUGGCCCGCUCCUCUCCUUCUGGCUCCUGUUUCCUUGAAUUGAACCAGUGGCCUGUGUGGAUGAGUGGCCCCCAGGACCCGGUCACCGCGUCCGUGACCAGCGCCGUGAGGGACCUUUGUCCCAGACGAAAACGAAAGCGCGCUGGCCCAGGGGUGCCUACGCCCUGCCGCGGAGGGCCGGCCGACACGCCGAGCGACUUUCUCCAAGUUCACUUGCAUUCCGGGGCCCGCCGGGCGGGCGGGCGGCGCGGGCCUGAACUUGCAGAGCCCGGCCGUCGGGCGGGCAGCAGGCUGCGGGCAGGCUUGGGGACAGCCCGGCGGCGCAGGCCCGGAGCACAAUGGGCGCCGCCGGGCGGGCAGGCGCGGGGACAGCGUGGGCCCGGCCGCCGUUCGUCUGGCGCUGCCCGGGCGCCGAAUGCGGCGGCGGCUUGGCACAGACGCGCCGCGCGCCCGGUGCAUGCUAAUGGCCGGCGGCCGCGCCAUGAAUUAUUCAGCAGCGGCGCAGAGAGGGUGAGCGCGGCGCGGAGGGCGACCCGGGCCGCGCAUCCCCCGCCACUGAGAAGCUGCCGCGGAGACUUCCCAAACUUUCCCGGGUCGGCACCGAGGAUGCGGCCCCCGCGGCGCCGCCGUCCCCGCCCGAGAGCGCGCCGGCCGCGCUUCCCCCGUUGCCGCCUAUUUUAUGUCUUUUGUCUCGGAGUUGGCACCUGUCCCAGAGAGCGCGUUUCCCUGCCCACCCCUUCGCCGCCGGAUCGGAGCGGGGGAGGGGGUACGGGGGACCCAGGGAGGAGGGGACGGGGUAAGCGAGGCUCCUGCGGGCCCUGCAGCCUGGAGAGACCGCCCGAGGGCGGCGGCCGUGCCCGCGAGCCCGGCACCCCGUUGCACCGAGAGGUCAGGGCUGCAGCCGCACCCGGAAUACAACGAGAUCGCCCACGGCCCCCUCCGUACCCGCUGCGGGGCGCGGGAGCUGCGGGGAGAAGUUCAAGGCCGCGGCUUUGGUCUCUCGGAGCCCGAUGGCGACGCUGCUGGCCGUGGGCCACACGGUUCCUUCUCAGGCCCCUCCCAGGGGUCAGGAUCGGCUGGGCUCCAGGGUCUGGACACUGGUUAGAAUGCCAAGGAGGCCACAGCGUCUUUUCCUGCCUGCUCCGCAGGGGCGCCUGAGUGAUUUCCAAACCACAGAGGGGCCAGCCUGGGCCUCCAAUUCUUAGGGACGCAAUGGACUUAGGAUUACUAUUCUCAGAUCCGCUCCCCCUGCCCAAACAUGCCCUGGCUCAAAGCCACAUGGACCUGACUGUCCCCAGAAGCCUGCGACAGCCUGUUGAUGGCCAGGACCCGAGAGAAACACGGCCUCCUGGGUCCUGUCUCAAUGUCUCUCCCCACCCCCUCAUUCCCCUGCCGGCCUUGGCAUUCUAACCAGUGCCCCUUGACGUCACAUCUCGCCAUUUCUGCCAACCAAUUGAAACUUGGCCGUUGUCAUAAAAAUAUAUAUACUUUUUAUGCCAUUGGUAAAUUCAAAAGUUUUUCUUGUGCCCUGCUUCCCAGGAAACUCCAUUUCACAUUGGAUCGGACUGCCUGGAAAGGGGGAACCAGUCACACUGGGCAAGGCUGGGAUGGGCAGCUCAGGCCCUGGCCGAGGGCUGCCUUCCACUGACCUGCCUUCCAAGGCUUCCUAGACCCCAGUUUAAAUUGUGUUAGACACCCCCUACACACACACCACUGCCACCACCUAUGACAUGCACAAUUUGGGGAGAGGAAAAGGAAAAACCCAGAAAACUUCCCAAAUUGCUUGGGGCGAGGGCUGGAAUUUUACUACAGCCUCUUCUUUUUAGGGAUA